Molecule: messenger RNA, 723 nt
Organism: Hydatigera taeniaeformis
Lineage: Eukaryota; Metazoa; Platyhelminthes; Cestoda; Cyclophyllidea; Taeniidae
Source: the annotation of a GenBank genome assembly
AUGCCACCGAACUCGACACCUUGCGACUACUUUCUGGAGUCAAGACAACGGCGAGACUCCUACACAGCUGCUGGAACACCACCGAGAGGGGAGUUCUCGCCACUGCCAAGCUACUUCAGCCUAUUUUCAGGCAGUGGGAAAGAGAGUGAUCCUCACUUUGGAGGUCCGCCAAUGAUCUACCCCUCUGUCAUGGAGUCAGGUAGUCUGGGAGCGUUCACUCAAUCCUCGAACGGAUCGCAGCUCCCAACUGCCAACCGACUAGAACUGCAGCAACAACAACAGCAACAACAAUUCUGCCUCGUCUGUGGUGACAAUGCGGCCUGCCAACAUUAUGGGGUGCGCACCUGUGAAGGGUGCAAGGGUUUCUUCAAGCGAACAAUUCAAAAGAAUGCCCAUUACGUGUGUCUUCAGACAAAGAACUGCAUAGUCGACAAACGUAGAAGAAAUCGUUGUCAAUAUUGCCGAUUUCAGAAAUGUCUCAAAGUAGGGAUGGUCAAAGAAGGUAAGCGAGCGCAUCCUUACUUGCGUCAACUCUUCUUAAGUCGUGUCACACUGAAUGGAAAAUGUGUUGAACAUUUUGAAAGGUUAUGUUACCCCCUGUUGCUAAAAAAUAGCCAGUUAUUCAUUCCUGCUCAGACGUACUCCUUUCCAUGGCUUUAUCUAAAGAGAGUAAUGGAGCUUGAACAUUGCCAUCUCCAUCCGCGUCCAAUGUCACCUCUUUAG